GAGCGCAGGGUGCUGCCUGCUUGACGGAGUCGCCCCAGGAGGCCGGAAGUAUAGCUGCUGCUGCUCCUUCGGCGUCCGUUAAACGGCUCGAGCGCUCGCGGCCCCUCGCAGCCGUUGCUUCUGUUGGCUCCUCCCCCCCCCUCGACGCUCAUGGCCGAGUUCGAUCUCUUCGGUGCCCCUCAGCCGGCGGCGGGGAACGGCUCGCUGGGUAGCGGCGGCAGCGGCAGCGGCAGCGGCGGCGAGGAAGACCCGGCCGCCGCCUUCCUGGCCCAACAGGAGAACGAGAUCGCGGGCAUCGAGAACGACGAGGGCUACAGCAUCCUCGAGAACGGGGAGGUGCCGGCCGGGAUGCAAGGCCAGGAAGGGCUGCUCACGGAUUCGAUUGAUGGAGUGACGAAUGGUGAUGUCUAUCAGGAGAGCAAUGGUCCAACAGAUUGCUAUGCAGCUAUUUCACACGCUGAUCGUCUGCAGACAGAACCAGAGAGCAUCCGCAAAUGGAGAGAAGAGCAACGGGAGCGCCUAGAAGAACUUGAUGCGAACUCUCGAAAGCAAGAAGCAGAAUGGAAAGAGAAAGCAAUAAAGGAGUUGGAAGAAUGGUAUGAAAGGCAAGAUGAGCAGCUACAGAAAACAAAAGCUAACAAUAGGGUGGCAGAUGAAGCUUUCUACAAACAACCCUUCUCUGACGGGAUUGGUUAUGUCACAAACAUAAACCAUCCUUGCUACAGCCUAGAACAGGCAGCUGAAGAAGCUUUUGUGAAUGAUGUCGACGAAUCCUCCCCAGGCACGGAGUGGGAACGUGUGGCACGGCUCUGUGACUUUAACCCCAAGUCGAGCAAGCAGGCAAAGGAUGUGUCCCGCAUGCGCUCCGUGCUGAUUUCACUCAAGCAGGCUCCGCUGGUUCGCUGAAGGGAAAGCACACCCGGCACUACAAAUGCAAUACCUUUAACUUUACUCAGAGAAGCUGUGUUUGCAGUAAUUGGAUUAAUUAUGUUUAACUGUUUUUGUUUUUGGACCAAACCUCAUGACGUAUUUAGAGUUUGAUCAUUGUUUUGUGAUUGCAUGUUCUUCCCUCAUCUGUGUCCUCCUGGUGUCCAAAUUGGGAGGAAACGUCCGGGACCGUAGUCUCUGUGCUCUUGUGCAUCGAGAUUUCACUUUCAACUGUACCGAUAUUAAAGGUCUGUUUAAACAGCA
Molecule: messenger RNA, 1191 nt
Organism: Elgaria multicarinata webbii
Lineage: Eukaryota; Metazoa; Chordata; Lepidosauria; Squamata; Anguidae
Gene: CLTA
Product: clathrin light chain A
Exons: 7
Coding region: 151-906 (251 amino acids)
Biological process (GO): clathrin-dependent endocytosis; intracellular protein transport
Cellular component (GO): postsynaptic endocytic zone cytoplasmic component; plasma membrane; clathrin coat of trans-Golgi network vesicle
Molecular function (GO): clathrin heavy chain binding; structural molecule activity
Source: RefSeq, a predicted model, not a curated record